Komagataella phaffii GS115 is the source of this 834-nucleotide messenger RNA. Its product is annotated as Microsomal cytochrome b reductase. Gene Ontology annotation, molecular function: oxidoreductase activity. Lineage: Eukaryota; Fungi; Ascomycota; Pichiomycetes; Pichiales; Pichiaceae. The transcript has a single exon. The record is from RefSeq and is a predicted model, not a curated record. Gene Ontology annotation, cellular component: endoplasmic reticulum; plasma membrane. Bases 1 to 834 code for a protein of 277 amino acids.
AUGGACAAUAACGUUGUUGUAUUCACUGCUAUAUUGGUAGUGGUGUCCAUUGCUGCCUACAUUCUACUGUUUAGCAAUUCUGAUAGAAAAGUUUUGAAGAAAGACGAAUUUCAACCCUUCCCUCUCAUUCAAAGAACACAACUGACUCACAACACGGCCAUUUUCAGAUUUGGAUUGCCCCGUCCUACUGAUGUCUUGGGUCUGCCUAUUGGUCAACAUAUCUCAAUUGCUGCUUCUAUUGGGGGAAAAGAAGUUUUGAGAUCUUAUACACCCACUUCUACCGACGAUGCCAAGGGAUACUUCGACCUGUUGAUCAAGGUCUAUGAACAGGGAAAUAUCACCAAGUAUGUAGACAAUCUCAAACUAGGGGAGUCUAUUCGUGUUAGAGGUCCUAAGGGAAACUUUACUUACACUCCUAACAUGGUUAAAGAAUUGAACAUGAUUGCAGGAGGAACCGGUAUCACUCCCAUGUAUCAAAUCAUUACAGCAAUUGCUAGAAACCCGGAAGACAAAACUCGAGUCAACUUGAUUUACGGUAACCAAAAAGAGGAAGAUAUUCUUUUGAGAGAGGAGCUCGAGAGUAUUAGUGUUUUGAACCCAAAUAUCAAAAUUUUUCAGACUUUAGACGCUCCUCCUGCUAACUGGGAAGGUGGGGUUGGUUUCGUCACUGAAGAAAUGAUGAGAACCGUGCUCUCUGAGGCUAAUGAUUCUAACAAAUUGCUUAUUUGUGGACCUCCUCCCAUGGUGUCGUCAUGCAAAAAGAACGCUGUCCUUUUAGGUUAUCCAAAGGCCAAGCCGGUUACCAAGUUGGCUGAUCAAGUAUUUGUCUUUUAG